Nannospalax galili (Upper Galilee mountains blind mole rat) is the source of this 1145-nucleotide messenger RNA. RefSeq lists its product as uncharacterized. The transcript is spliced from 4 exons. The coding region runs from base 1 to 762 and encodes 253 amino acids. Lineage: Eukaryota; Metazoa; Chordata; Mammalia; Rodentia; Spalacidae. The record is from RefSeq and is a predicted model, not a curated record.
AUGAAGCCAAGGACAGAGGAAGGCUCUGGCCAGGUGCUCCGAGUUCUCUCCCUUGGAAAAGUGGGCAGCGUUGUCCAGGCAACAGGUAGUCUCGGAAUUCGCGGAACCCUCCACCUGCGGCCGGGUUUCCGGGCGGACAAGCUCCCGCAAUGUUAUAAUUUAAUUGAAAGUUACAUGUCAGUGCAUUUUCCCCCAAGAUAUAUCCCUAAGAAUGACUCGCUUCUUGCUUAUUCAUAUAAAACUUUGAACCAAGAAUUCUUUCUUCCAGAGCGAAAACGCUUUGCUCCAAAACCCAAACAAGGAGUUACGAGUUUCGCUACGCCCCUGGUCCCCAAGUUAUCCGGCAAAUUCCACAUUGCGCAUACUCCGAGAGGCACAGCUAGUCCGAAGAUUUCAAAGCCUGGUCCAAAACCAAGCCGCAGCCCUCCGCGGAGGAGUUGGGAAGGAAUUUCAAGACCCGGUGCAACCGUGACUGGAGCGACCCGAGCCGACCUGAAUAGGGUAGAAAGGGCCUGUUCCUGGCACAAGAUUGGGUGGUGGUCUGCAAAAUGCUGUUGUGACUGCGUUCAUCGUGGAGUCCUGUACGUUGCUGAAGACGGCUCAGAGGUGGUAGACGUCUUCCAUUUGUGCCUGCGCUCUCCAGAAAAUACCCUCAUCAGUAGUGGGUGGGAAAGAACCCUUGCCCACGUCCCCAAGGAUGGAGACCCCUCCCCGAAUAAGGUGUUCCCAAAAGAGAGCUUAAGCCUGUGCAGCGCAGAAUAGAAUUGUCAAGGAUGGAAGCUCCGGGUUCAACUUGGAUUCAGAUCUCAACUCCACCUCUGGUGACCGUCCUCAAAUUUCCAAACCUCUCUUUACUCUGUACUAGUUCCCUAGGAACUGGGAAUGAUGAUAAUCAUUAUCCUGUAAACCUGGGUAAAAUAUAAGACCUGUUUCCUUUCCAUCCUAAGCCCUCCUGCUAAUGCUUAUUAUAUGCCGUAUUCUCACACUGCAUUAUUGCUAUGACUGCGUUUAUUACACUUAAGCAGACAAAACCUGUGACCCUGACAGUAGUAUUACAACAGAUUGUUUGAUCUCUGCUUGGCAUGUCUUUUAAGUGACUGGAGCAGACAUUUCUGUACAUUUUAAAUGAUUUUGUUUUCAUUCUG